Bicyclus anynana (squinting bush brown) is the source of this 15504-nucleotide messenger RNA. It is a transcript of the gene enok, whose product is annotated as histone acetyltransferase KAT6B. Gene Ontology annotation, cellular component: nucleosome; MOZ/MORF histone acetyltransferase complex. The transcript is spliced from 11 exons. Bases 682 to 8154 code for a protein of 2490 amino acids. The record is from RefSeq and is a predicted model, not a curated record. Gene Ontology annotation, molecular function: DNA binding; histone acetyltransferase activity. Lineage: Eukaryota; Metazoa; Arthropoda; Insecta; Lepidoptera; Nymphalidae. Gene Ontology annotation, biological process: nucleosome assembly; regulation of DNA-templated transcription.
AUGAUAUAAAAAUGGCAAUACAAAUCUGACGGACAGGAUAUCAAAAUUAUUUUUUCCUAUAGCAAGGAAACUGAUUGAUAGCCAUUUUGAAGAGCCUUUUGUUAGUGUUUUGUGAAUGUUUUCAUCAAAAUUUUGCAAAAAUUAAACAAUACGACAGUAAAUAAGUACUAUUCUAAUGCAUAUUUAAUAUAAUUAUCUCAUAAAUAGACCAUACAUCGCAGUGUUUUCGUUUAGUGGACGCGCAUUGUGGGAAAAAGAACCGGAACGGACAUCACCGUAUUUUAGAUCUGUUUUAAUAUCAAAUGUGAAACUUCGUAUUCAUUGUGAAAGUGGAAGUUUUAGUUCAUCGUACGAAGUGAACUGCCUCAUUACAUUAUUUACGUCGCGUGUAUUUGUUCGCUACGUAAAUCGAGAUCGCCACAAGAUGGCCGCCGUCGGAUGCCCGCUCCGCCAAAUCCCGCUCGCGAGGCCCGAUGUGUCAUCCGCUGGCGAAGGUGUUUCGGGCGCGCUGUGAACUGGCGUCUAGCGUCGCGACCGACAUCACCGGUCGCUUCCGGCGAAGUUCCAUUCUGUAAAAUGGAAUUUCGCUCGAGGCGCCAAAAUACGAUGGGUGUUGACACAUCUUUCGCUGCGAUACCGUACCGUUACUUUGACGGCCGCACUAAAUAAUCGUUGACAAAAAUGAGCGAGCCAGCAGAAGUAGGAAAAGAAGUGUGGAAGCGAUGGAUUCUCGAGGCGAUACAUAAGAUACGGUCACAGAAGCAGAGGCCGAGCCUGGAGAGGAUAUGUCACGCGAUCAGACAGCACCACAACUACCACGAGGACGUGGUCUCGGAGCGCCUGGAGCGGGCGGUGCGCGAGGGCGUCGUGCUGAAGGUGUACAACAAGGGGCAGAGCACGUACAAGGACCCCUGCGGGCUGCAGAGCAAGGUGCUGCGGAUCGCGGCGGACGCGGACGUGUCGCGGGCGGUGGCCAAGGCGGUGCGCGAGCUGGGCGAGCGGGACGGCUCUAGCCUGAAGACUAUCGAGAAGCACUUGCGGCAAGCGUACCAAGUGUCGGUGGAGGAGAACGCGGACGUGCGGAACGUGCUGCGCGGCGCCGCCAAGCGCGCCGUGGCCCGCGGCCUGCUGCUGCACCACGCGGGCAACUACAAGGCCACGGAGCGCCCGCUCGCGGCCACCGACCGCAUCGCCAAGCAGAAGAGGGCAGCCGACACCUCGGAGAGUAACUCGAGUCCAGCGGGAGUGCCAGUGUGUGCGGAGUGCUUGGGCACGGAUGCCAGGAAUCGGCUUGCAGUGGCAGAGAGCUUGAUAGUCUGCAGCCAGUGCAAGUCGUACGCUCACCCCACCUGCCUGAAUUUGCUGGACUAUAUUAGUUUGACCAUUUUAAAGAGCACGCGCUGGUGCUGCGGCGAGUGCGCGCGCUGUGCGGCGUGCGGGCUGAGCGGCGAGUGGGCGUCGCGCUGCGCCGCGUGUCCGCGCACGGCGCACGCGCGCUGCCGCCGGCCCCCCUGGCGCUGCGACCUCUGCGCCGACAAGCCGCACACGCCUCGGGUGACGAUGGGCGGGACACCGAAGAAGAGGAAGCCGAAGACGCCGGCGCGCCGCCUGGACUCCGACGACGAGCCCUCCGACGGUAAUAGCUCGCCGCACUCGCGCCCCGCGCCCCGCCUUGCCCCCCGCCCCGCCGAGCAGAGAAUGUCCAAGGAGAAGCAGAAGUUUUUCAGAUUCUCCGCCUUCAACCUCGUGAAGCGCCGCCGCUGCAGGGAGUCCUCCAGCGAGUGGGAGGGCUGGGGCUCGCAGUGGGGUGGCAUGAGGGUCACGCGCGUGCAGCGCUUGGAGCUGCGGCUCGAGAGGCGCUCGCCCUCCGAGCGCUCCUCCUCGGACAGCUCCCCUCCGCGCCGCGCCCUCCCGCCCGCGCUCGUCGCCCCGCAGCCGCCCCCCGACAGGCGGAUCCCCACCAUAUUCGAGCGCCUCGCCACCGACACGACGCCCGACGGCUCGUGGGGUUUCGCCGCCGAGGCGAGGAAGCAACAGGUCAUCGAACCGCAAACCUCUCCCACUCGAAAACACUCCGCCUCCCCCGAAAGAAAACCCGCCCAACCCGUCGAGAGGCAUCGAAGACGCAGCAGAUGCGGCGACAGACUCUUGACCACUCUCUUUGACGGUCUGUCGGAGUUCUACUCCGUACGGACGGCGUCUCGCUCGCAGUCGCGGCCCCGACUCAAACGAGAGAGCGAAGACAGACAAGUGUUAAAGGAAACCAGGAGUACCUUUAAACGGUAUCAAGCUACCUUGCAGCAAGACAGACGCAGCCGGGAGCGAAGUCGAUCCAUAACACGGGAGAGUAGAAACUCUCGAAGUCAGAGCAGAAACGCUCGAAGUCAGAGCAGAAAUGCUCGAAGUCAGAGCAGAAAUGCUCGAAGUCAGAGUAGAAAUGCUCGAAGUCAGAGUAGAACCGCUCGUUGUCGGAGCCGGCCGGCUCGCAGUCAGAGCAGAGCGGUACGGAGUCCGAGUAGAAUCACACGGAGUCAGAGUCGAACGAGAGGGCGGAGUCGUGUACAGAAUGUAAAUAAAGUGCGGAGUGAGAGUAGGGGAAGAGAGAGUGGGGGAAGCGAGAGCAGGGGAAGUGAGAGUGGGGAGGUGGUGAAGCGGGAGCUGCGGAGCCCCGCGGAGGCUGCGGAGCGACUGAGCGCGUCGGCGCUCGUGGUGCUGGCGGCGGAGAACGCGCGGCGCAACGCCCCCGCGGACGCGCAGCCGCACAAGCUCGCGUUCGCCUCGCCCGCCGGCGCGCACUCGGAGGGCAAAAGACUACCUCCGGGUGUAACAGAGGCCGACGCAGAGCUGUUCUCGCAAGCCCGCACAGCCAACGGCGCUGAGGGCGAGCUGGCGGUGCCCUCCGCCUCGGGGGCGGCCGGGGCUGGCCCUCCGCCGCCGCGGUGUCCCUCCGCCAUUGAGUUUGGACAGUGGGAGAUCGAGACCUGGUACUCCAGCCCUUUCCCGCAAGAGUAUGCCAGGUUACCAAAACUAUUCCUGUGCGAGUUUUGUUUGAAAUACGCGAAGAGUCGAGCAGUUCUGAUGAGGCAUUUAGACAAGUGUCUGUGGCGACAUCCGCCCGCCACGGAGAUCUAUCGCUGCGGCGACAUCUCCGUGUUUGAAGUCGACGGCAACGCCAACAAAAUAUACUGUCAGAAUCUCUGCUUACUCGCCAAAUUGUUCUUAGACCAUAAAACAUUGUAUUACGACGUUGAGCCAUUUCUCUUUUACGUGCUGACAAAAAAUGACAGCAAAGGAUGUCACCUCGUUGGAUAUUUUUCAAAGGAAAAGCACUGUCAGCAGAAAUACAAUGUAUCGUGCAUAAUGACGAUGCCGCAGUACCAGAGACAAGGAUACGGGAGGUUCCUCAUCCAUUUUAGUUAUUUAUUGUCGAGAGAAGAGGGACAGGCGGGUACUCCAGAAAAACCUUUGUCAGAUUUAGGAAGAGUGUCAUAUCACGCGUAUUGGAAAUCUGUCAUUCUCGAAUUCCUUUACGACCACAGAGACAAACCAUUUACAUUUGAAGAAAUCGCUAUCACUACUGGAAUGCAUAUGAACGAUAUUGCUGUGACUUUCCAGCUUUUAGGAUUUGUGAGACACGUUCCAAGUAAUGAAUUCGUAAAAUUGGGAAUUUGUGUGGACUGGCACAAGGUUGAGAAUCAUAUGAAAAAGUUAAGAAGUAGAGAAAGACUCGAAAUUGAUCCUGAAUGUCUCAGGUGGACGCCACUGCUGGCGCCCACGAUAAAUCCAUUCCGAUCGCCCGAAGAAGGUUCCGGGGACACGGGCACUGAAAUCGAUGACAAAGAGGAGAAUGAUCUGAAAACUGAAAGUGAAAAUACAGAAACUGAACCAGAAACCUUACCGCAAAAAUCUGAAAUAAGUACUAAACACUCAGAAAAGGAAACCUCUGAAGCACCGGUUGAAGUUACUUCAUCUGGUAGAAGAAGAACACGGCCGUUGAAAUAUAGUGAAAGUACUUAUCAGACAACUCCGACGCUCGGUGGUGACGGUACCAGAAAAAGGAAACGUGAUGUCAGUAGAAAGAUAUCUGAAAGCGUUGAGGACGACAAAAAAGAACCGGAAGUCACACCUCGAAGACAAAGGAGUAAGAGCGUCGCUCGGAAAUCUAAAGCAAUCCAAGAAGAAGUCAUUGAGGAGAUCACUCCGAGAAGCAGGAGAAAAAAUGUGGUAGAGCCGGUUUAUGCCUCUGAUAGUCAGGAGAGUCAGGAGAGCAUAGAUUCUCGUAUCGACGUUCCUGCACCCACUGUUAACGAAGUCAAAACGAAAGCUAAAAGAAAAACGGCAAGGAAAGGGCGGAAAAGACAAAAGGGUAAAACUACAGCCCGAAGCAGUUCGCCUACGGCUAAAAAAGCAAAAGUCGUCGAAGAAAAGGAAGUUAUUGAUUAUAAAACUGACGAUUCGGCGACCGAACAAUCUACUGAUGCAGCGCCUGUCGACAAUCAAGCUGAAGCAACAAAUGCGCAGAAUGAGAAAAAGGCCGAAGAUAAAGAUAAGAAUUCUGAUGCCAGCUCUGAAGACUCGUCAGGAGAAGCCGAUGACGAGAUGGAUGUCGAAGAAGGCGAAGAGAAGACGAGUGUUGCGAGUAAACCGGCUACACCCCGACACAUGGAAGAGAACAGCACUGAUCAUCACACGAGUGACAUGGAGUUGGAUAGCAUACACAUGGAUUCGCCAAAAUCUUUAGCAGAAAAGGAUCAAGUGAUAGAUGAAGCCAGUAAAGAAAAACCAGAGGACCGUACGAUCAUAGAAAACGGCCCUGACACAGUGAAUAUGCCUUCCGACAAUAUGGACACGAGAACACCUAACGAGACAACUGACAAUUUAAAAGCACCAGAAAUUAGAAAUGGUGAAAUAAAGUCUCCAAACAAGUCUGCUCUAGAUGAUAAAGAUACCAUUGUUAUAUCAGAGUCUGACGACAACAACAGCCAGAGCUGUCCUUUACCAUCUCCUAAACCAAGCGAUGUACCACCAGUGCUGCCCAACGAUGUGAAAGAGAAAGAUUUGAUGCAUACCGAAAGUCCUUCAAAAGUUAUACCCGCCGUUUCUACGGAGAAUUCUCAUAUCGUUCUCGACGCGAAGGGCCCAUCGGACAGUUUAAUCAGACCCCCCGUCGACCUUAUCGUGCCGAGGAUACAUCAGAUAGAGACCAUCGUGGUGGAGGGAGAAUCUGAUAACGCUAAUUCGCCACAAACGGGAGUAUCCCCCAAGAAAAUCGAGAAAACGGUCAUAAGCGAAUCACCAAAACAGAAAUCGCCAGAGAAAAUUCCUACAGAGAUGACGUGUGAGCAAAAAAAGUGCGAAAUGAGGAAAGAAACGGUCAUUCAACAUCAGGCUGUUGAUGAAAUGAAAUCCGCGGAGAAGAAAUCGCCGAACAAAAUAGAGUCCAUCAUACAAAAUUUGGACCCCCACAGAGAGCUCGCGAACAGUUUAAAGAAGCCAGACCCACCGAAAAUGGAUUGUUACAACGACAUUGACGCGCGAAAACAUCAAAUCGCUUCAUCUUUACAAAUCCCCAUUACGAGUAAAGAAAGCGAAAACCCAUUUCGUCCCGACAUGUUGUACACAAGAAAAGAUGAAAUCGUAGUUUCGCGAAGUAUAAUCGAGAAUACUAUACAAAAUUACCAGAAUUCUUUGAGCAAUUCGAUGACGAUACAACCAAUAAAUGCUGCACAGUUGCACAAUUCAUACUUGAACCACAGGCCCAGUGUGAGCAAAGAGUCUCAGUCUGUGCAGACAGACAAAGUGCUCAUUAAAACCAGUGAUGCCAGCAGAGUCAAUAUGAACAUGUCUGAUUCAUCUCCAGCAAUCAGCAAAAGCACUACAAAAUUGGAAGUUCCACAUCCUAUAACAUCCCCCGUGGUGAACCCAGUCAUCCCUAAAGUCCCCAAUGUGUCAGAUAUAAAUUUUUUACCCAGAUGUCAAAGUGCUAAUGCAGCAGUCAAUUUGGGCAUUGAAAGAACGGAUUUAGAGACAAACUUCGUCAGCAACGCCAUGCAUAAUACCUUGAGUGGCUCUAUGAGCAUAAUACCUACAUCUAACCAAGAUAAAAUGGACCCCAACCAAAAACCUAGGGAGAAAAGUAAACUGCGUGAUGUAAGAGUUAAUUCCGCUCAUAGUAAAAUGGAGAAAACUGAGAAGAAGGGGUCAAAAAACGAAACGCCCCGAAGCACGCCGGAACCGAAAAUGUUUUUUCCAGAACAAAAUGCACCCGCGAGGAAACCAGAAACAUCCGUCCCAACGAAUGUGAUCAACACUGCAGCGAUCACCAGUAAAGUUGAACCCAAAGUGACCGAGGCGCCGAAGAAACAAGAUUUUUUUAAAAAGGAGAAAUCAAAUGCUAACAAAUGCGACCCGAAAAAUACGUCAGUGAAACAUGACAAAACCUGUUCAGCCCAACUCCAUUUAAAAGCAGCAGAGCAGAAUGACUUAAAUAAAUUGCUGCCGAAAUUAAAGUAUGAUAACGAGCUCAUGCCUAAAACUGACUACACCAUGAACCAAAUAACCAACUACCCCACAACCCACGCGCAGUACCCGCAGUGGCCGCCGUGGGACCCGACGCGCACGUGGGAGCACAACCGAUUUUUAGACAUUAAAAACAACGACAAGACCUAUUUGGAUAAGUUUCAAGGAUUCAAUUUGCCGCCAUUGGAUCAGAUGCAGAAAUCGCCUCAAAAACUACAUCCGAAGUACGAUCAAAAGGAUUUCCAUAAUAUCGCUUAUGGGGCUUUGUCUGGUAGCAUUUACGCUACCACCGGGCUUCCACAUUUUAAAGAAACUAAAGCACCCACAUCGAAAGCAUCCGACUGUUCGCAAAAGAACGACUGUAAGCCAACCAAACAGUCGAAAACGACUACGGCAUGCCAAACUCAGUGUGACAACAAGAAAUCACAAUCACACAAUACAACAGAAGCGCAGAUGAAGCAAAUGAUGCAGCGGCAGGUCAACAAACAGCAGGAGGUGGUGACCAGUUGCGCAGACUAUCGCCAGAGUCCGCAGAUCCUCACAUCUCCAGGGUGUAAACCGUUCAACCAGAACGGACCAUGUGGACAAGAAAAAGUUGAGAUCGAGAAGAAGUCUCGUCAACAUUCCAAAAAGGACGAGUCCCCGAAGGAUAUGAGUAAAGAGGAAAUGUGUGAGGCAGUGAGUCCCGCUUUGCAGUCCAUGGGAGUGUAUACACCUGACUCCACUAGCAACUCUGUUCAUUCCGUGCAGUAUCCGGCCUGUGAAUUGGACAUGAGUCAAAUAAGCUUGGAAUCACCGACUAGUAUCAGCUCGGACCUGGCGAGUCCUUGCUACAACAUGCACCCGGCCCCCAGCCCGCAGUACCCACACUCGUCGAUACACAUACCCUCGAUCAUGAGCCAACCCAAUCAGCCGCCGAAGCAACAGAAAAUUAAUAAUAGGAAUAGGAACAGCACGAGCGCGUCGAGCGGCGGCGCGGACAAGGGCGUGCGCGGGCCCGCCACGCCGCCCGCGCGCCACCGCGCCACGCCGCCCCACGUCGCCACCACGCACGGCGGCGGCGUGAUGCAGGGCGGCGCGGGCGGCGCGGGCGGCGGCGGCGCGGGCUACCAGGGCGGCUACCUGUCGUUCCAGCAGCAGCAGCAGUAUCACGCGGGCUGGGCGCCCUCGUGCUCGCUCGCCAAGCUGCAGCAGAUGGCCGAGGCGCCGCAGCACCCGCCGCACACGCCGCCGGCGCCGCCGCAGUACGGGCAGCAGUCGGGCACGCCGCCCGCCGGCCACUACCACGCGCCCAAGUACUACGCGCCCGCGCACAACCAGCUCGAGUCGCCGCGCAACACUAGAAACACUACCAGUAAUUUAAGCCCCAUGCAACAUGUCCAGAUGGGUCCCGGUUCACGGAUGUCCCCAAAUCUAAAUACCCACAUUAUCAGCCAGUACGGACUGAACGGCUACCGAGUCACACCUCAGCAGCAGUUCAACAACCUCCCAGUGCAAAUGAUGAACGUACAACCGGGUGUACAAUACCCCAGCCCCGACCCAAGGGCCCAGCAACCCAACGUGUAUGCAUAUGGGUACAUAAAUGCCCCGCCACCUCUCACUAUGCAAAGCUUGAACUCGACGAUGCGUCGGUAGCCUCGACCAAAAACCCAGUGCCGGAAACAGUGAUCAGUGCUAAGUGACAUCAAGUGAUCAGAGUGACAGUGUCGGACACAAAAGUGAAUCGCUUCGGCACAAAACUAGUUAUUCAUAAAGAUGGUUUAAAACUAAAAAAAUAAACCCUGACCAAAAAGGAUUGUAUAGUAAAUAUAGGCGAUAGUUUUAAGGUAUAGUACAAAUAAUCGAAAUAAUAAAGCGGCUUAACUUCUUUUGUAUAUAGUUGAUGUAAUUUGACAAUUAACACCACUUGAGUUGCCUUACCCUCCGCACUAGUGGCCGACCACCUUCUGUUGUACUGAUAGCAGUAUGUCAACGGCAGCUUUGUUUUGUUUUGUAUAUUUUUGGUACAGAUUUAAGGAAAAAGAUAUCAAUUUGGUAUAAAGAUGUAGGAUGUGAACAAAUUGCUGAAAAAUUAAGUCUGACUAAAAAAAAUUCUGAUGUAGCUCUAAUUUAACCUCUCUGGGCAUGUCAUACAGCCUUCAGAGGGAGGGUGAAUGUGCUCGGCAAUUUGAACUAAAUGAAAAUAAUAUCAUUUCAAUUGUUUAAGCCAUGCCAAGUUCUGAUGUUUCAAGACUAAUUUAAGAUAAUUGGUUUUUUAUUUGUUUAUAAUAUAUAAUACAGAUUGUUAUCUUUUUCUUUAAAUAUGUGAUUGUAGAUAUUCUUUAAUCUUUUGAGAAUACACGGUAUCCGGUAUUAAAGCUGAAUAAAGUACAAAAUUGCUGAUAAAAAUGUAUUUAGAGAAACUGUUGUUGUGUAUAAUAGUGGACGCUGUGUCAGGGAAAACUUAGCAUAAUUGAAUAGUGCAAUAAGCAAAGAUUUUAUACUAUUAGAUAUGUUACGUGCCUACUAAAUCACCGCAAAAAGUGAUCCGAAUUUAGCUCCUCCACUGACCGCACACAUGCACAAUUUUGUGUUUACUUACGUAAUAUAUUUUUGUGUACAUAGUUUUUACACUUUCUGAACACAUAACUCGACAUUGUAGACAAUAUUUGUGUAUCAUUUGUUUAAAUAACCUUCCUUGUUCGCUAUGCGACUAAAUGAAAUUACGACAAUUAGCUACUUUAGUGUGCUGCGCUAGUGACAUAUCUAUAGUAUAAAAUAUCGUUGGCAAUAAGUGUAUGUGGUUCAGUGGAGAACAGCACAUUUCGUUUUUAAUGGUAAUAAUUUGACGUUUUAACCGAGCAGGGUUUAGCCUGUUAGAAUAAUGCAAAGUCAAAAACUAUUUUUGUAUUAGCACUGUGGUAGUAUUCAUUUAAUCAUGAAUAUCAACAUUUUUUGGACCCAGUUUGAGCUAGUGUAACAUCAUUUGUAAAUUAUGUCACACUGUUUUAGGGCAUUUUUGCAGUUGGUCAUAAUUGUCAAGCUUUUAUGACAUUAAUUUGAUGAUGUUAGGAGGCCCUUGUCAAGGCUUAAAGUUGGUAAUUUUGUGUGACGCCUUUGAAAUUACAACAAUUUAUUUAGUGAUUCUUUGGAAGUUCUUCUCAAUGCUUUAAUUUGUUUUAUUUAAAUAUUUUUAUUGGAAUGAAACAUAUAAAUAACAAUCAAAAUCUUAAAACCAAUGAUUACUUUAUUACGUACCACUAAUAGUGAUCUCUUCCAGGCUACCUAACAUAAAGAAAUGUAUGUUUGUAAUGUUAAUAGCUUUGUUACAUUUGUGUGAUAAUAUUGGUAUUACAAUACAGUAACUUAGUGAUUCUUGGACUUGGAAAAUUGUAACUUUGAUAAACCUUGAGAGAGUCAUUAUGUUUUUAAAAUGUGUCACACAAAUUUUAUUUUCUUUUAUAUAUUUUUUUUUAAAUAUUUGUCAUAUCUUUUAAAUAUGACCUGUGUUAGGACAAUAGACCAAGGGUCUGAGAUUGAACCACCACCCCUCAGUGAUGAGUUCUACUGCUCAUACCGUUAAGCUAUUGAGGCUUUAAUAUAUUUAUUUAUUUAGAAAGGAAAACUUACAGCUAUAUACAGAAAGAACAAAAUAACAAUAUAGAAAAAAGAAUAUAGCUAAUUAUAAGUUUUCGCAAAUAAAAAUGUGAUGAAAUCUUGAGAAGAGCUUUCAAGAAUCAAAGUCAACAAAGUCAAGAUUACCAACUAAUUAUCAACUUCUGAGCCCCUCGCCAUGUUGUGGUUUAAUUUAUACAUGAUCCCUUAGUUAAAUCAUCACUCGUAAGAUGUGUUCUAUAGCCAUUUCAAAUAUCCAAGUCAUUGCAAAGUCAAGUAUAUCAUUCACUAAUAUACUCAGAGGCACAAUUAUCCGCCCUAUAUGACGCGUGUAUAUUAAUGUGGGCGGAUAAUUGUGCCUGUGAGUAUAGUUUAUAAUAUCAUUGCUCAGUUGAAUCAGAGGGUUAUUUGUCUUACCACUGUCCAGUGUUUCUUUGUUUAAAGGGAGUUUAUUGUGCAAUGUAUCAAGCAUAUUUUUGGUAUCAAAAAAAUUGUAUAUAUUUUUUGUAUAAUUUAAUUUUAUAAUAUACUAGCGGACGCCCGCGACUUCGUCCGCGUAAAAAUCGAUGUCAACUUUCAACCCCUAUUUCACAUUCUAUUUUGCAAGUUUUAUAACUUAUACCUAAUAAAUAGUCCACUUAUCAUUUUACGUUUACAAAUGUUCCUAGAAAAAUUAAGGACUUUCCCUACAAACUUUCUACCCCUACUUCACCCAUUUCUGAUUUUGUUUUCGCGACAAAAAGUAUCCUAUUAUCCUUCUACGUAUUAUGGUCUCAAAUCGUCUUAAGUAUCAUUUGAAUUCAUUCUGUAGUUUCAGCGUGAUGCACGGUCAAAAAAAAGGCAAACAGACAGACAAAAAAUAGAAAAUAGGCUUCAGUAUCGAUCUCCUACCUCUACCCUACUCCUACCCUACCCGUACCCUAACUGUAUCCUACCCCUACCCUACCCGUACCCUACCCUACCCGUAAUCUUCCCUUUCCCUACCCCUAGGAACGGGGUAGGCCCUACCCCUACCCUACCCCUAACCUAGGCAUACACUCCCCUACCCUGCCCUACCCCACCCUACCCCUACCCUACCUUUACCCCUACCCUACCCUUACACAACUCUACCCUACCUGUACCCUACCCUACCCUAAAUAGAGACUUCUAUGCUAAAAUUAUAAUGUCUGGAUCUACUGGACCGAUUUAGAAAAUUCUUUUACCAGUAGUAAGCUACGUUAUUUGCGAGUGUCAUAGGCUAUGUUUGAUCCCCAUAUUCACACGGGAACGGGAACUACUUAAUUGAAAGCGCGGGGCGUCAUGUAGCGGAAUUUCUGCGUCUUUUAGAAAUUUUGUAUUAUCUCCGAAACUAUUUAACUUAUUAACAUACUAUAAAGGGCAAAUCUUAUCUCCAUAAUAUCCUUGUGAUUAUUAAAUAAUUUAUUUUGAUAAGGAUUUAAGUUAAGUAGCAUAAAUAAUGACGCAAACCUAAGUAUAUAAAAUUAAUAAUUUUUAAAACACAAAAGGUACUAUAUCUGCUAAUAUAUAGAAGAUAGAUAUAUGGCGUCGCGGACUUUUUUGUAGAACUUCUAAUGAUACAUGAAGCCUCCAUACAUUAAUUUCAAUUUUACUCAAUGGUUAAGGCAGCGCAUGCGAAAAAGUCUGCUUAAGAGGAUUUUCGGUCCGACCUGUAUGACAAAAACUGUGUUAACUCGGCUAAUAUAUAUGAUACCUAUAUAAAAUAUAGCCUAUAGCACUCCCCGAUAAUGUAGCAUUCUACUGGUGAAAGAAUUUUUGUAAUCGGACCAGUAGUUCCGAAGAUUACCCCAUUUAAAAAAUGUGACAAACUUACAAACUUACAAACUUUACCUCUUUAUAAUAUUAGUAUAGAUUAGUACAUAUAUCAUAUUAAACCUAUAUUAUUUCUCAGUCUACAAUCAAUAUUGGUUCUUUUAUUGCUAACGUCAACCAUAUAUAACAACUCUUAAUUAUUACACAUUUUUUUUAAAAAGUAAUCAGUAAGUUGUGACUACUAUAUGUUCAGAAAUAAUAGUGACGGUGAUAAUACUAUUAUAAAGAGGUGAAGUUUAAUAGUUUUUGAGGCUGUAAGCCUGUACGCGAUAAUCUCUGGAUCUACUUAACUAAUUUUGAAAAUUGUUUUACCAAUACAAAGCCACGUUCUUUUGAUUUUGUCAUUGGCUAUGUGAACCCCCCGUAUUCCCACUGAUAUGAACUACGCAGGUGAAACCGUGUGGCGUGAUAGUGUAUUAUAUAAGUUAUAGCUUGACAAAUUCGUUCGUAACACUGCCGAUGGUCCGCGCGGACCGGGAGGGUGGUCAAGAUGCCCCGCGCGCAUACUCGCGCACUCCUUCACUAUGCCUCGCGCGCAGUCUUUCCCCCCGUUGCCCGCAUAUCAUGGGAGUGUCGUCAAUGAUUAUGCUAUAGUGUAUUAUACAAGUUGUAUUGCGCAAUCAACUCCCUGGGUUCAAUCGGCGCAAGAACUGUGAUAUAUUUUCGACAGUGAUAUAAGGAAGGCGUGUGCUUAAAUCAUGAUAAAUUAUAAUAAUUAAUUAUUUUGAUUUCCCAAAGAAAACGACUAUUUAAGUGAUUGUGCGUAUAUCAAGAAUUAUUAGAGUGCAAUUAUUUACAACACAAAAAAUUAUUGAUGAAAAAAAAUCAUUUUGAAAACUCCUUUAUAUUUAUGUAGAAUUACAGUGCCCUGUAUGUGGUUGCACAGAACAAGCUUUUGUGGUUUUUGAACUAUACUCAGGGGCACAAUUAUCCGCCCACUUUAAUGUACUCGCGUCAUAUUAAAAUGGGCGGAUAAUUGUGUCUCUGAGUAUAUAAUAAAUUUAAGUGACAAUUUAUUUAAAUAAUAAUCAAAUCAAAUCAAAUUGAUACAACAACUUAAUUUGUAUAUUUUAGGCAUUUCAUGAAUUUCAUUUAUGUAUUACAUAAACUUUUAAAUGUCCCUUUGUCUUUAAUUAGUUAUUUAUGCUAAAAUUUUAUUAAAUAUAAUUAUUUAAAAAACAUUUUUUUUCGAUAUAUGCUAUUUAUAUGUUUAAUGAAUGUACAUGUAAUGAAAUUUUCAUUUUUAUCUUUUAAGUGUUUUUCUUUGUAAUCUUGUUGAAGACCAUUAAUGCUUGAUCUGUGCUUUUCCUCCCGAGGGUACAAUUUUGUUUUUGUAAUGUUCUGUACAGUAGGUGUGUAACUGUAAGUUUGUAUAAGUUUCGUAUUUACUCUGUUCUCAGAAGUGCCUCUUUCUCGUCCCGUUAAAUGCUUAGUUUUCGUUAGUGUUGCAUUAGAUCAGCCAUACUUAUAAAUUUAUUAAAUUAAUUAAAAAAAAAAAAUAAUAAUUACAAAAUAUGCAUCUGUUAUUGUGGUGAUUUUAGAAGCUUCAGUUCCAAUUGUGUUUCAUUGCUGGCAAUGAAAUAUAUUUAAAAGUAAAUUAACAUAGAUAUUAUUCAUUAAUAGUUAAAAGUUAUUUUUAAUUUGGCUGCCUUAAUGGAAUACUAAUUUGAUUAUUCUAUGUAAGAUAUUGUAAAUGCUUUUGAUUAACUGAAGGCUGUACACAUAGAAUUCGUACUUUUAGUAUAUUUGUAUAAAUAAUGAAGUAAUAUUUUUUUUUCUCAAUGUGAUAGUGUUAGAGGGACCGUAGGAGAGAUCGGCUGGACUCACAGAAACAUGGCAACUGGCCUGUGUGGAGACAUUUAUUCAUUGAUAUAUAAUAGUGCUACAAAGUUUUCUGACCCGGUGCCCAAAACUGAAACUAACCUUUGAAUGAAGCAACCACCAUAUUUCAAAACAUUAUACUGAAAGCAAGAGACUUUAACACCCUCAUCGGGCUAGAUCAGUUUGUGGCACUAUACAAUUGAGUUUAUUUAACUGGCACAUGUGUAACAUAUUUGGAAUCUUAGACAGAUAAGUAUAUAGACAGAGAGAUAGAUAGAUCCAUUCCUUAAGCAUUUUCUAUACUAAUAUAAUAAAGAGGUAAAGUUUGUGAGGUUGUUGGGGGGGUAAUCUCUUGAUCUACUGAAACAAAUUUAAAAGUUUUCUUUAAUAUUGAAAAUCACAUUAUUUGUGAAUGACAUAGGUUGUAUUUUAUGUUCGUGUUCUCAUAGAUCCCGUAACUUCGCGGGUAAAACCGAUGGGCGUCUUCUAUGAGUAUUGGUAGUAAAAAUGAGAUGAGGCUAUUCUAUAUUCUGUGUAUGAUAUACAAGUACAAUCAUGAUUAAAAUCAAACAUACAUAUCGUGACCAUACAAGCUGUCAUUUACUACUUUUAUUUUAUAGUUCGGUGAGACAUUGACAUUUGACAUAACACGUCUAUGUAUGAUAAAAUGUCAUGUUUUUUGCAAAUAAAUGAUUAAAUUACAGCCUCAACUUGUUACAAAUUAUAACUUAUCAGUUACCUUAACGUAAACGGUAGGAAAUGGUCCAGUGUCUAUCUUUGACUUACAAGUUACAACUCAUUGUCUAUUGUCUUUUCUGUCUACGGUUGCAAUAGUGAUGGUAAAGGAUGUUCUUCAUGAUUCAUAGUUUAAUGUUUCAGAUACAAAAUCAUUGUCAUCAUUGUACAUCUACUUUUAGAGGAUUGUUUGGCUUUGUAGUGGUGAAGUGUACAAACAGGCAUGUUUGUGUAAAAAUAAAGGAACGUUAGGAAAGAAACAUUUUAUAAAUAAAUUGUAUCUGUCCAUGAGUGAUUGCUAUUUGCUAAGCAACUGGUAAACUGGCUUCGAUAUAACAAACAUAUCCCUGUGUCGCUUAAAAUAAUUUAACAUUGAGUUUCUGUUCUGCUGACGUUUCUUUACGUGACCCUUACAAGUAAGUCGACUUGUUGUAAACUUUACUGCAUCCAAAGCCAUCUUUCUAAAGUGGAACUUUUAUACCUAGUUACAGUCAUUAACAUGAUGUUUCUAGAAUAAUAUAUAUACUCAGAGUCCCAAAUAUCCGUCCACUUUAAUAUACUCGCGUCAUAUUAAAGUGGGCGGAUAGUUGUGCCUCUGAGUAUAUGUUUGCAUGUAUCUGAAACAUUUUUGUGUGUCAAUGACUAUAAUGUGAAGGGUUGAUUUUUAUAUAUAUUUUGUUUUAUUUUGUAACGCGUAGCAUAAAUAUAUUAUUGAUAGUUUCAUUUUCUAUGCGCUUUUGACUUUAAGGAUUAUUUUCGUGUUAACUUCGUUAAUUUAUUGCCAAAUGUUAUAACACUUAGUUGCAGGAUAGUUAGGUAUUGUUUUAGGUCUGUCGCCGCGGUCGCUGUUGUCGGUUGGAUUAAGUUAUUUAGUAAGAUCUGCUCCUGUAAGGUUAUGAAUGUUAUUUGUUACUAAAGUGUAGAUUAUUAAAUAUUGUAAAUAUUAAUAUACAUUAAGACUUGUAGCAGGUGUUAUCACACAAAAUAUAAUUUUGUGAAAUAAUU